This is a messenger RNA of Arvicanthis niloticus (Nile rat), 366 nucleotides long. It is a transcript of the gene Acbd7, whose product is annotated as acyl-CoA binding domain containing 7. The record is from RefSeq and is a predicted model, not a curated record. Lineage: Eukaryota; Metazoa; Chordata; Mammalia; Rodentia; Muridae. Gene Ontology annotation, biological process: fatty acid metabolic process. Gene Ontology annotation, molecular function: fatty-acyl-CoA binding.
UCUGUGUCUCAUCAAUAUGUCUUUGCAGGCUGAUUUUGACCAGGCCGCACAAGACGUGAGGAAGCUGAAAAGCAGACCAGAAGAUGAAGAACUCAAAGAACUCUAUGGGCUCUACAAACAGUCCAUCAUCGGAGACAUCAACAUUGGUGCGUGUCCGUGUCCCGCAAUGUUAGAUCUAAAGGGGAAAGCCAAAUGGGAAGCCUGGAACCUCCAGAAAGGGGUGUCGAAGGAAGACGCCAUGUGUGCCUAUAUUUCUAAAGCGAGACAGCUGAUUGAGAAAUAUGGAAUUUAGAAUGUGAUGGAGACAGAUGUCUUUUGGAAGCCUUCAUUAAUAACUCUCUAAAUAAAAUUGUGUUUUUUUUUCUA